GUGCCUGUAAGAGCGCUCAGGCAAGGCGUUUCGAAGUUGUAAACAGUAAAAAAGUUUUCGUAUGACAAUUAUGAGGCACUCGGAGUUGCAUGGAGAUGAAUACUCUAGAUUAAUUUACUACUCCCUGUUAAUACUGAAGUAAGCUCAAGCUAAAUAAUCUAUAAAAUGUCUAUCAUUGUAAUUAUGGCCUUCAUCAGCAGUUCCACUUUACAAAAUGUUGGUUUCCUUGAGAAUAAGCUUUGUUAAAUAAGAACUUAAAUCACUAUAAUAUUUGAGAGUUCCCUUGAUUUUUCAACACUAUUCCAUAAUCAGAUCCUACCCUGAUACAAUGGGAAUCAAACAAAAUUAAAUCAGUCCAAACGUCUCUAAAAUAUCAGGGUAUAUACGUUAAAAGAAUCGACACUUUGAUUUAGUCUCGUAAAUAUCCAUGUGAUGACAAAAAAGUGCCUAUUACUGAGCAAAGAACGAGCGGCAGAAAACCACGCAGCUGAAUUAAUAGAUACUGUUUCCUUUUAGGUAAGCGAGGUUUUGAUGACGGUUUUUUCAAACAGAACGCACAUGAGGAAAUGACUGUAAAAACUGAUUUCGUUCGCUGUGACAAAUUAACGCUGGAAAAGCCUAAACAUUGCUUUCGAAAGCGUCUGACUGAUUAUUACUCGUACAAUAUUUGUGCCAUUUUUCAAGAGUAUCAAAGAUAAUUGGUUGGCAGUAGAAUGGCGUGAUGUAACGGAGUGUUGGUCGGCGAAGGCUCGACGCGCCCUAGAGCGGCUGAAGGGCUCCGCCACUGUCUUCAGUAUUCGUAUCGGCAAGCUGAGGCGCGGACGCCAACCGCGCAAUUUGCCCCGUGUACUGCUAUACCACGUGUCGAUGAGAUACGAGUUGGUGAAAAAUAAAGUGCUACAAAGUGCUUGCUUUAAUGAAUUCUUUCAAAUAUUAAAAUAGGCAACUUUCUUGGAAAAGUUUUAUCGAAGUUUCUGUGAAAUCAAAGUUCAUUGGUACAUUGAGAUACGAAACUGUUUGCCUCGGAGAAAGAAUAUUUUUGUAUCUGGCAGUAAAAUGAAAGGGAGCAGAGAAAGUAUACCUACAUUAUAACCUACAUACAUUCAUGGAUGGAUCCGGAAACAUGCUGGGAACAAAAGACCUAAUCGUGUCAGAUAUUCAGUCAAGCGUCUGGGUCACCGCAAAUAGAAGCCACCCCAACGGGUCAAUCCAUAAUAAAGAAUCGUUUGUUAACGUUUCCAGAAUAAAUAAUAGUAAUCCUUUAAACGACGAUGAAUAUAUUUUUGAUAGAACAGAUAUCCGGGCUAUAUUCAUUGCUCUUUAUACGAUAGUCUUUUGCUGUUGUUUCUUCGGAAACCUAUUAGUAAUCCUUGUGGUGACUCUGUCAAGGCGGUUGAGGUCUAUCACUAACUUUUUUUUGGCUAAUCUGGCUGUCGCAGAUUUAUGUGUGGGAGUAUUCUGUGUCUUCCAAAAUCUGACGAUAUAUCUCAUACCUAGUUGGGUAUUUGGAGAUUUUUUGUGCAAGAUGUACCAGUUUGUACAUUCACUCAGUUACACAGCAUCUAUAUUUAUCUUGGUUGUAAUAUGCACUGAACGAUAUUUUGCUAUUAUACACCCUAUAACCUGCAAGCAAAUUCUUACGUCUACCAGACUUAGGAUGGUUAUCAUAGGCGUAUGGAUAACGAGUGCAGCAUACAGCGCGCCCAAGUUUAUAUGGGUUGAAACUAUAACGUACAACCUUGACAACGGGCACAUGGAGACAAUAUGCAUACAACAUCUAAAAAAAUACAACUCGGAGAUAUUCGAUUUGGUGAAUUUCGGAUUCCUGUACGUGACGCCAUUAUGUGUAAUGACGGUUUUAUAUACACGGAUAGCUGUAGGGUUGUGGCAGAGCUCGCACGGGCUACAGCACCUGGGGCGCGUGCAGUGCUGCGCGUCGCCUUACCCGCGCCCCGAGAAGCAACCGCUGAACUAUGAGCCACAACGCACAUUUGUCGGCAAUAAAGAAGCAAAGCGAGCGAUGAAGGCACUUAAAGCCUGUCGCGGCCCGGAGUCCCGCAACUGCCACCAUCUGAGUCACCUAUCACGCAACGUCCUGCGUGCGCGGCGCGGCGUCGUGCGUAUGUUGAUCGUGGUUGUGCUCGCCUUCGCCAUCUGCAACUUGCCUUUCCACGCGCGUAAAAUGUGGCAGCGCUGGUCCAGCGGGUACCACGGCACCGGUAAUUUUAGCACGCUCUUCACACCGCUCACCUUCCUAAUUACGUACUUCAACUCUGGCAUCAACCCGCUCCUCUACGCUUUUCUAUCCAAAAACUUCAGGAAAGGUAUGAGGGAGCUGGUGUUCUGCAAUUGUCACGGGAAAAGGAAGAGUGAUAACUUAAUAUUGUUAAAUCCAGUGGGGGUCGGCCUGCGGCGUAGCUCGACGCGAUCCACGCGCGCCAACUGCAGCACCGUUACCGUGGCGCCCAACGGAGACUCAUGAGACUACCGACGCCGGAGGUUUCUUUAUAAAGUGGAAGAUAUAGACAUUACUUGAUUAACGGAAAGCACGGAUGAAGUCACCGAUAGCAGCGGUCUUUACACUAUCUCUACCAUCUCCAAACGUGAUUUAUACGACUAAUAAAGAACUCUUCUACGUACCUAUUUGGACUCUUUGACACUUGUGUAGUAGUAGAUAAUUUACGUCUGAUAAUGUUAAAUGUUGUCAUCAAGUGAUCUCCUGAGCUUAAACGAGUACAUAUUUAUUUUUAGUAUAACUAGUAUUUAAUUAAUGUCAAAGAUAAGUUGUAACUACCAAAAAGCCAACAUAUCGUGUCCGUGUAUAUUAUAAUUAUUAUUAGAUCCAUGAUAAGCAGUUUAGUUCAUGCGAGAAUACAUAUGAUUUCAAUGUAUAUUCGAAUCAAACAAUAUGGGGCGCAUAAACUUCAACACACGAGGCAUGAAUUAGUAGAUUAUUUGUACAUUCAAUUGAUACAGGAAGUAAUUGAUCGGAAGGAGAACGCCAAACGUGUAACACGCAUGGAUUGAAGUUGAUGUGCCAAAAUAGAUAACUUGUUUUUAAUCGAAUCGUGUUUACUGUAUAUUUUUCGUGUAUAUAUUUAUGUCUCUAUAAAUAUGAAAAUUAAAGUCGUUCGUUAAAUUUU
Molecule: messenger RNA, 3143 nt
Organism: Cydia pomonella (codling moth)
Lineage: Eukaryota; Metazoa; Arthropoda; Insecta; Lepidoptera; Tortricidae
Gene: NGR-A31
Product: trissin receptor
Exons: 8
Coding region: 1106-2482 (458 amino acids)
Biological process (GO): G protein-coupled receptor signaling pathway
Cellular component (GO): membrane
Molecular function (GO): peptide binding; neuropeptide Y receptor activity
Source: RefSeq, a predicted model, not a curated record